This is a messenger RNA of Klebsormidium nitens, 573 nucleotides long. NCBI's taxonomy places the organism in Eukaryota, Viridiplantae, Streptophyta, Klebsormidiophyceae, Klebsormidiales, Klebsormidiaceae. The record is from the annotation of a GenBank genome assembly.
AUGCAGCUCAGGCAAGAGUCGCAUUCUUCCAAGAUGAAGUCGGGAGCGCCCGUGACCAUGUAUGUGGGUCGGGCAAAGGCCCAUUUGUAUAGGAACUUGGUCGCGACUGGUUUCGAGAUGAAGCCGGAUGAGUUGGCAUGGAUUGUGCUUGCGGGAUUGCCCAAGAGGUUCAGUACCCUGAAAACAAUUCGAGAGGCUUUGGAGAGCGCCUUUAGCUCGGUGGAUGCAAUUUUGCCGAAGCUCUUGGUGCAUGAGCAUGGGUUUGAGGAGUUGCCCAAAGAAAAGGGCGGGAGUGGGUCGGACUUCGCUAUGGCCUAUGUGGUCGGGCGAAAUAAGCCGGAUAGGCGGAAGCACAAGCCGAAGCAAAAGGAGGGGGGGAAACCUCCCAAGGGUGUGGCCAUUAGCGUCAUUGAUGGGGUGUCGACCGACGAGUGGCUCGUCGAUUCGGAUAGCUCCCAACACCAAACCGGGGACAAGAUCUGUUUGAGAACCUCCGAAUGUUCGGGGGGAGUGGCCGAGAAUUCACGUUCAGGGACAAAGGGUCCCUAUGGGCAGAGGGGAGCGGCUAGGUAG